This is a messenger RNA of Closterium sp. NIES-65, 828 nucleotides long. NCBI's taxonomy places the organism in Eukaryota, Viridiplantae, Streptophyta, Zygnematophyceae, Desmidiales, Closteriaceae. The record is from the annotation of a GenBank genome assembly.
AUGCUUCAGAACGUAAGAGCCCGUAUCAGAAUUCCUUUGGAGGGACGUGCAGUGAGUUGGGUCAAAUUUCGAGCCUUCGUUCCAUUCACCUCCUCCUUUCCCCCACACUUCCUCCCACCAGAGCCUGUAUCAGUAACCCUAUGGAGAGACGUGCAGCGAGUGUGGGUGAACCUGCGGUGUGUGCUUAUACCGAGUGAACGGAGCUCCCUCAGAGACUGGGACCUGUGGGGGCCGUUCUUCUUUAUAAUCACCCUCGCGCUGCUGCUCUCCUCGUCUGCCACACACAACAAGGUGAGCAUAAUGGACGCAGAUCAAGGCAUGUCCCUCUGCAUCUCACUGCACCCCUCAUGGACCCCCGCCUCAUGUCUUUUCAUUUGCGUCACAUCUCUCUCCUGCACCCCUCUCCCUCACACCACAGGGCGGGCGCAUCAUAUUCUUCCAGAGCCUCUCCCUGCUCGGCUACUGCCCCUCACACACAUACGCCCCUUUGCACCUCACUGCACCCCUCAUGUCGCCCUGCGUAUCUUUCUCUCUCUCUCUCCUGCACCCCUCUCCCCCUCACCACAGGGCGGGCGCAUCAUAUUCUUCCAGAGCCUCUCCCUUCUCGGCUACUGCCUCGUGCCUCUCGACCUUGCCGCCCUCCUCUGCCUACUCACCACCGCCAAGCUCGCCCGCAUGGCGCUCGUAUUAGUCACAUUCGCUUGGAGCUCCUCGGCUGCAUACCCGUUCGUGGCGAAGGCUGUUCCUGAGACUCGCAGGGUGCUGGCAGUGUACCCUGUGUUCCUGCUCUACACUGCUAUUGGCUUCCUUGUGCUCGCUAAUGACUAG